AUGGCGACCGCGGAAGCGAGCGGCAGCGACGGGAAAGGGCCAGGGGUGGAGACCCCCGUCACCUACUACCGUCUGGAGGAGGUGGCGAAGCGCAACACCCCGAAGGAGAUAUGGCUGGUGAUCCACGGGCGGGUCUACGAUAUCUCCCGCUUCCUUAACGAGCAUCCUGGCGGAGAAGAGGUUCUGCUGGAACAAGCUGGCGCGGAUGCAAGUGAGAGCUUCGAAGACGUAGGCCACUCCUCUGACGCCCGAGAAAUGCUCAAGCAGUACUACAUUGGCGAUGUGCAUCCGAAUGACCUUAAACCUGAAAGUGGUAGCAAGGACCCUUCAAAAAAUGACACCUGCGGAAGUUGCUGGUCAUACUGGAUUCUCCCCAUCAUAGGCGCCAUUCUCUUAGGUUUCCUGUACCGUUACUACUACCCAUCAGACAGCAAGUCCUCCUGA
This is a messenger RNA of Pipistrellus nathusii (Nathusius's pipistrelle), 444 nucleotides long. The record is from the annotation of a GenBank genome assembly. NCBI's taxonomy places the organism in Eukaryota, Metazoa, Chordata, Mammalia, Chiroptera, Vespertilionidae.